CCGCUUUAACUCUGGUUUCUGGGCUCAGUGCGCGAACAACUCCACAUCGAGGUGUGACACGAGUGGUGUAGGAGAAAGAUUGUUCGUCCAAGAAAACGCAUUGCAAGCUGCAUCUUCAGCCAUCUCAUAACCCUAAGAUUUCUUACGCUCUCAUUUGCAAGAAGUUUGGUAAUUUGAAAGCACCAUUCUAGAAGCUACAUCCAUGGUUUGGAGCGGAAUAACUGAAACAGAGAGAACAAUCCACUAAUGGCUGAUUCCACUCCGACCGCAACUCCUUCAAACGACAACGAAUCAUGCGUUUACCAACGAACGGUCACUUUAUAUGAUUGGUGGUUGAUUAAAGCCACAAACGACUUCCAAGGAAAGCGUUUAGCUGUUGCAGGCGUCUCAUCGAGAAAGGAUGAGGCCAUGCGCGUGUUUGUUUCUGCUCCCGUUAUCAAAAGAUACGACAUGUUUUCUCUCAAGACUGCGGAUGGGAUAUACCUUUUAAUGAGUGGUUUCAUCAACGAGCAGCGCAGUGUUGAAAACGGUUUCGACCCUCAGGUUUUGGACCGAUUUUUAUUUGGCUUCCCUCCGGACUGGGAAAGCCAUGCUCUAGAUUUCUCCAAAGAAGAAUCAACCACGGGGAAUGAUUUGGGUAGUGCUUGUCUUGAUGACGUACCGGCUAGCUGUCCAGAAAUUUUAUCUGAUGUUGCUAUCGCAGGUGUGGAAAAUUGCAUUCCUACUUUUUCUGCAUCACCGGAAAAGGCGCAGGGUGAUCGGGAAAAGGCAUUCCCUGAAAAUGAAUGCAACGUGUCAAAGGAGGUGGCUGGUGUUAAGGUUACUUCUAGUAGAGGUAGGGAAAGACGAAGUGCCAAGUUGCAUGAUGUUGAAGUAUACCAGCGGAAGAAACCGUCUUCUUCUGGAUUGCCUCCGAAGAAUCCAAAUAAUAAGAACCAUAUUUCAGUGGCGGCCUUAGAUAAUUGUGAUGAAGUGGGACCAAAAAGUCCGGAAACACCUAUUCAGUCACAACCAUGGAGACAACUACGCACAUCAUCUGAACAGAUAGUACAAAAAUCUGCCUCCAUAAUUUCUAGAACAUUGUCACCAAAGACCGAAGGCUGUCAUAAGAAAAAAGUCGUCAGGCCUAAGGGACGGAAUAAAUCUGCUUCUGCUGGGAAAAGUUCGCGAUUAAAAGAUCCAAGUCACUUGACCAAGGGAAGCGGACAGAAAAAAUCAACUACUUCUCCUGAGUCAUCGAGUUUCAGAACAUCCAGAUCUGGCAGAUUGCUUGUACCUCCCUUAGAAUUUUGGCGCAAUCAAAUACCAAUAUAUGAUGCGGAUCAUGUGCUCAAAGAAAUUAAGGAUGGUGCAUCUUUGAUAUCACCUUGUAGGGUUUCUUCAUCAUCAUCGAGCAGGAAGGACUGACUUUGAUAGAGGUGGGAGUGUUGCUGAAUGGACGAUGAAGUACAGAAUGAUUAACUGUAGCAGCUGCUUAGUGGUUAGCAUUGUAUUGGAAGUGUAACCUACCUUCAUCAUUUGCUUGUAUUUUUAAAAUUUCCAUCGCUGAAAAGACUAUGCAUAUUUAUGUUGGUCUGUAGGACGUGGGUUAAAAGCUUUCGUACACUAUACUAACCAAGUU
Molecule: messenger RNA, 1621 nt
Organism: Vigna umbellata (rice bean)
Lineage: Eukaryota; Viridiplantae; Streptophyta; Magnoliopsida; Fabales; Fabaceae
Source: RefSeq, a predicted model, not a curated record